Messenger RNA from Chrysemys picta bellii (western painted turtle), 3746 nucleotides. It is a transcript of the gene USP3, whose product is annotated as ubiquitin specific peptidase 3. Gene Ontology annotation, cellular component: nucleus; cytoplasm. The record is from RefSeq and is a predicted model, not a curated record. Gene Ontology annotation, molecular function: cysteine-type deubiquitinase activity; zinc ion binding. Gene Ontology annotation, biological process: protein deubiquitination. Lineage: Eukaryota; Metazoa; Chordata; Testudines; Emydidae.
CAGCGCGAAAGGGCCAGCGGGCGGAUCGCGGACGGAAGGGCAGCGCGGAAGACCCGGCGGGUGGAUCACAACGGAGUGGACGGGAGGGAGGUGCAGAGGGCCGAUCGCGGCAGGGCGGCGCGGAAGGCCCGGCGGGCGGACCGCGGCGCGCGGACGGGAGGGCGGCGCGGAAGGCCCGGCGGGCGGAUCGCGGCGCUGGCUCUAAGAUGGCUGUUGUGAGCGGGGCGCAGUUGCUGUGAGGAGCCGCCCGCCUGUGCCAUGGAGUGCCCGCACCUUGGCUCCAGCGUCUGCAUCGCGCCCGCCUCGGCCCGGUUCCCGCAGGGCUCGCCCUCCUCCUGGUGCUGCAGCGUGUGCCGAUCCAAUAAAAGUCCCUGGGUUUGUCUGACUUGUUCAAGUGUCCAUUGUGGAAGAUAUGUGAAUGGCCAUGCAAAGAAACAUUAUGAAGAUGCACAGAUUCCUUUAACCAAUCAUAAGAAAACAGAAAAGCAAGAGAAAGUUCAGCAUACUGUGUGCAUGGAUUGCAGUAGUUACAGUACAUAUUGUUAUCGCUGUGAUGAUUUUGUAGUCAAUGAUACCAAGCUGGGCCUGGUACAGAAAGUCAGGGAGCACCUACAGAACUUGGAAAAUUCAGCUUUUACAGCAGACAGACAUAGGAAGAGAAAACUAUUGGAAAAUUCAUCUCUGAACAGCAAGUUAUUAAAAGUAAAUGGGAGCACCAAUGCCCUUUGUGCUACAGGCCUUCGCAAUCUGGGGAACACGUGUUUCAUGAAUGCGAUUCUUCAGUCUCUCAGUAACAUUCAGCAGUUUUGCUGUUACUUCAAAGAGUUGCCAGCCGUGGAGUUGCGGAAUGGGAAAACAGCUGGCAGGCGAACUUACCAUACCAGGAGCCAAGGGGAUAACAACGUUUCAUUGGUUGAAGAGUUUAGAAAGACGCUUUGUGCUUUAUGGCAAGGGAGCCAAACUGCAUUUAGCCCAGAAUCUUUAUUUUAUGUCGUUUGGAAAAUCAUGCCAAAUUUUAGGGGAUACCAGCAACAAGAUGCCCAUGAGUUCAUGCGUUACCUGUUGGACCAUCUACAUUUGGAACUCCAAGGAGGCUUUAAUGGUGUUUCUCGCUCGGUAAUUUUGCAAGAAAAUUCAGGUCUCUCUGCAAGCAACAAAUGUUGCAUAAAUGGAGCCUCUACUGUUGUCACAGCUAUAUUUGGAGGCAUUCUUCAAAAUGAAGUAAACUGCUUAAUAUGUGGGACUGAAUCUAGAAAGUUUGAUCCAUUCCUAGACCUUUCACUAGAUAUUCCAAGUCAAUUCAGAAAUAAACGUACUAAGAAUCAAGAAAAUGGACCAAUGUGCACACUACGGGAUUGUCUUCGCAGUUUUACAGACUUGGAAGAACUCGAUGAGACAGAGCUCUAUAUGUGCCACAAAUGUAAAAAGAAACAGAAAUCCACCAAAAAAUUCUGGAUUCAGAAACUACCAAAGGUGCUAUGCUUACACUUGAAACGAUUUCACUGGACAGAAUAUCUGAGAAACAAGGUUGAUACAUAUGUAGAAUUUCCCCUCCGGGACCUAGACAUGAAAUGCUACUUGUUAGAGCCGGAGAACAGUGGCCCAGAAAGCUGUCUAUAUGAUCUUGCAGCUGUUGUUGUACAUCAUGGGUCAGGCGUUGGCUCUGGACAUUACACAGCCUAUGCAACUCAUGAAGGUCGCUGGUUCCAUUUCAAUGACAGUACUGUAACUCUGACCGACGAGGAGACCGUGGUAAAGGCAAAGGCCUACAUCCUCUUCUAUGUGGACCGGCAGGCCAAAUCUGGAUCUGAUAAACUUUAAUACCUCCUUUUAAUACUCACUUAUCAAGUCCUUCGGACAAAACAUUUCCAAUUCUCCAUAAAUACUUGAUCCAAGACUAUUAAUUUCAUUGUGCACUUUUCAACUUCCUCGUGUGGGUUUUAGUUUUGUUGUGUCAAUGGUAGCAGUUGAUUUAUUGAACUUGGACACAAACUAACUUUUUUUUUUUUAGUUCUACCAGAAAACCUCAGCAGAUAUUUUGAUUUGCUGCUUUAGUUGUGAUAACUCAAUUUUUAUAUAUAUAGUUUCAUGAACUACUUAGUUAUUUGAUUUUUAUAUUAAUGUUUUCAGUUCUCACUUUCUAAAGGCACAUUUACAUCAGAGAAGCUUUGUAUCCUCUUUAUAAGCAAGAGAAAUGUGUUCCUGAUUAUGAAGAGCAAUAGAAUUUCAUGCUGCUCUCACAGCUGUUAUGUAGAUAAGAUUGAAUCACUUUUAAAUCAAGGAAUUGCUUGCACAUACUGUUUGCCCCAGUGCAAGAAACUUAACAGUGACCUCUGAACAAUCACUCUUUGCCUGCAGAAGAGAUGAGAUGUGGCAUCAUUAAGUAGACUGGGUAAUUGCUGCUAUCAGUGUGUAUCAAGGCUGCUUUCAGGACUCCUUGUAAAUAAAUAGUUGAUUCAGUUGUAUUUGUACUGCAAAUUCAAAUGUUUCUCAUUUGUACUUUUUCCCCUACAAAAGAGACAUUUAAAUUAUUACCCUAAUCAUAUACGUGUCUUUAUACGUGUCUUGGGAUUUUAAUUUACUUUUUUUAAACUGAAAUGGAAUUGCUAGGGUGAUGUCUCAAUUUUUAGCAUUUAUCCCAAAGUUUGAUAGCAAGCACUUGCUUUUGAAGCUAGCAGGCUCCAUGGAAUUGGGCCACUGUCCCUUUUAUAUCCUAAAAUGAGAGUUCAAUGUGGGGGCUUCACACAGGAGAGGUUUUUGUCUCAAUAUAACUCCCAUUUGCCCACAUCCCCUUUCAGCUUGAUUAAAAACCACCAGUAUCUGUUUAGGACUGAAAGGCAGGUUUGUCAUGGGUUUGGAGAUAGACUUUGCAUGGCAUGUUGUUAUACCUAAUCCAGACUCAGGCUCAAACUGGUAGGAAAGGUGUAUUCAAAUCUAUACGCAGGGAUAUUACAGUUCAUGCAAAUUGUGGAGCUAACACUGCCCCUUUAGGUGAGCAUAUACCCUCACUAACUGCAGUAUUUAAUUAGUAGUUCAACAUUUCUCAUGGUCUCUUGACCAAAAGAGGCCAGAUAUUAUUUCUGAAGUUGAAAUGUAAGACAUCUGUUUAUAUUAAACCUCUUAUCAGCUUAAUGGAAGAAGAAUUCAGUGUUAGCAGCUGGAAUUUCAGCUGUUCUGGUACUGCUGAGAGAGAAGAGCCCAGUAUAGAUUGAAUGACACUGAACUCAGCUUUCCCUUCUCCUCUGUUUGCCUACUGCCUUUCUCCACACUCCCAUAAGCUCAAAAGUUUGUGGGAAGGCUGGAGCUCUCUGCCUGCCAAGUCAGCUAGCCCACCAGACUCCUCUUACUCGUAAUAUAUUCCCAGACAGGUGUGUUUAUAUUUAACUGAGUAAAAACAUCUGCCUUCCCCUGGUUGCAUCUCCUUGAAGGGCCAUGUUAGUCAGCAGGUAGAUGUAGGAUGCAUUUCAGUAUUAGUUGACUAAGCACCAGCACUCCUGACUGGGGGGAACCUGAUAAUUGCAAAAAAAAAAAAGUUUUAAUUACCUGUUUGAUCCGUCUCAGAUAUCAUUUAAAAAGUAAUUGGCUUUGUAUAAAACUGCAGAAAUAUUCAAUAUUGCUAAAUUGUGUAUGAAAAUAUGUAAACUAUACACUUAAUAGUGACUAUCACUUGAUAUGUUAAGUGGCAGAUAUGCCAGGAUGUCUUUAUUUUGUUGUUGAACAAUAAAUAGAUUAUUCAUUGCUUCAAA